CGACCAUUCCUUCAACGUUCUCAAGAAUUUCAUAUUAUUUCCGAACCAUUAGUUGAUUUUAUACUUGAUCAACGUGUAAAAGAUGCUAAAUAUAGUAAUGCAGAUCCUCUUAAGCUUUCAAAUCUUGGUUUAUUCGUGCCAAAAGUUGUAUCUAUCUUUGAUGAAGUUUGGAAAGCCCAUUAUGAUGAAUCCUCGAAUAAAUCAAAACGAGUACUUUAUCAUGAACAUUCGCUUAUUCUUCUAAGUGUCACAUCAGAGACUUCCUUUUUAACAAAUCCUCAAUUUUUGGAGAUGACACACACGUUCUUAAUCCGUAAUCCUGAAAAAUCAGUAAGAUCUUUUUAUAAAGCUGCUACCUUCAUAAUUAAGCAAGACUUCGAUAAAAGUCAAAUAGGAUUAAGAGAAUCCAAACAAAUUUUUAAUUCAUUAAAAGACAUAAAUAAACAACUUAUUGUUGUGGAUGCUGAUGAUUUGGUUAACGAUCCAGAAAGAGUUUUGAAGAAAUAUUGUGAGUUAAUUGGAGAGGAAUAUAAAGAAGAAAUGAUUCAUUGGGAGGCAAAAGCUGUUAAUGAGUGGAACGGAAAGAGCACCAAAGAUGGAAAUCUUAUGGCCUAG
This is a messenger RNA of Racocetra fulgida, 615 nucleotides long. The record is from the annotation of a GenBank genome assembly. NCBI's taxonomy places the organism in Eukaryota, Fungi, Glomeromycota, Glomeromycetes, Diversisporales, Gigasporaceae.